Ceutorhynchus assimilis (cabbage seed weevil) is the source of this 405-nucleotide messenger RNA. NCBI's taxonomy places the organism in Eukaryota, Metazoa, Arthropoda, Insecta, Coleoptera, Curculionidae. The record is from the annotation of a GenBank genome assembly.
GUUCUAGUGACCUGGUUAAUUGGAUUACCACCAAUAGAAACAUGUACUCCAUUCGGGCUAUCGUUGUGAUGUUCUCUAUCAUUCUUGGACUGGCAUGUGCAGCACCAGGUGGAUAUCACCAUAAACACGUCAGAAUCAUCGUUCCCUCUCACCACCACACCGUCCACCAUCACCACGUAGAAAAAAUUCACGUGCCAGUUCCAGUACCGAUAAUAAAAAAAGUUAUUGUUCCCGUCGAGACUCAUCAUGAUAUCCAUCAUCACGAUAUCCACCAUGAUCAUCUUGAUUUACAUCACGGUCUUGAUUUGCACCAUCACGACGAUUUCCAUGGAGGCUGGUGGUAAAUGCUGAUUUACCAUGGUUCGAAGAAUCCCCCGCGUGUAUUAUAGCUCAAUCAGUGAUGUA